Molecule: messenger RNA, 5686 nt
Organism: Anguilla anguilla (European eel)
Lineage: Eukaryota; Metazoa; Chordata; Actinopteri; Anguilliformes; Anguillidae
Gene: ppp1r18
Product: protein phosphatase 1, regulatory subunit 18
Exons: 4
Coding region: 113-3469 (1118 amino acids)
Molecular function (GO): phosphatase binding
Source: RefSeq, a predicted model, not a curated record
ACUCACACACACUCUCACAUACUGACACACACUCUCUCUCACUCACACACGCGCGCACACACACUCUCUCUCUCACACACGCGCGCACACACACUCACCUUCCUGAGCUGUCAUGUCUGUCUCCUCCUUACCGGAAUGGAAGCAACUCCUGCUGGAGAGGAAGAGGAAGGAGGAGGAGGAGAAAGAGAGGAGGGAACGUGAGGAAGAGGCCAGGCUGGCCAGCAUGCCCGCCUGGAAGCGAGGGAUCAUCCAGCGGAGGAGAGCCAAGCAGGAAGGAGGAGAGAGGGAGAGAGAGCGAGGGAGGGAGGAGGGAACAGUAGAGGGCGAACCGCUGCCGCAGCGGGUCGCCACGACGAUGGAGAGUCGGGUCUCCGUGGAGACGAUCCGCCCGGUGCGCCAGAACCCGUUCAUUCGCUCCCAGAGCGGCUGGAGGAGGGGCGGGCAGGAGGUGGGCGGGGCUACGGGAGAGGAGGCGGGCCCAGAGCAAGCAAAGGUAGGGCGGAGCCAGGGUGGGGAGGCGGGGCUAGAGAGGGAAGGCGGAGUGAGGGAAAUGAGUGGCGUGCCAGAGAAAGAGAGGUGGGGGGUCAGAGAGAGGGACAGGGGCAACGGGAGGGAGGCCGGCACCCCACAGGGGCAGAGAGAGGAGUGGGCAGAGCCAGAGGGGGGCGGGGGUCGUGCGUACCCCCUCUUCCCCCGGCCCCUGGGUCCCUCCCUCCGAACCAUACGGGCCGAGAACAUCAUCAUCAUCGAGAAGGAUGGGGGCGGAGAGAAAGAGAGGAGAGAGAAAAAAGAGUGGGGGAGAGCAAAAGAGGUGAAGCCGGGCAUUCAGAGACAGAGAGACUCGGAGAGAGAGAAAGAGAGGGAGAAAUGGCCGGAGGGAGACUCAGAGAAAGAGAGGGAGAGAGAGAAAGGGAGGGAGGGAGACACAGAGAGAGAGAGGGAGGGAGACAGGGAGGGCCCAGUCGUCAGAGAGAGGGGUUGGGCAGAGACCGGCGUGGGGCUGGUCAGCCAGCUGCGGAGUAAAUUCGGGGAGCAGCCGAAACCCCCGUCCCGCUCCAAAAGCUCCGACUGCUUCGUCCCGCCUCCCAGGAGGGAGGGGCGUGGCCCGGGGGUGGGGGGUGUGGAGGGGGCGGAGGGGAAGGCGGUCGCCUGCAGGGGUGUCCCGAAACGCUCCUUCAGCUUCUCGGACCGGGCGAUCUGCGCCAGGGAGAACGGAGGGCGAGGGGAGUGGGCGGGGCCAAAACAGCAGGGUCGCCGCGGCGACGGCCCAGGGACGAGCAGGGGUGGGGACUGCCCCAAUGAUGAGAGGGAGGGGGCGGAGCACCAUGAGGGGGAGGGGCCAGAAGGGGCCGCAGGGGCGGAGCCUAAAAAAGAGGUAAAGGGAGUUGGGGGGAGAGAGGUAGAGGAAGGGAGUGGAGGAGGAGGAGGAGGAGGAGAAACAGGGGGAGAGAAGGAGGAGGGCUUCACCCUGGCCUCCCUCAGAAACGUGGAGGGUGUUGGGUUCGCCCGGAGGCUCCUGGUGCGGCAGGAAGCGAGGGAGAGGGAGAGGAUGCUGGGAAAGGGCAGGGAGGACUGGAGGACUGAGGGAGAGGAGGAAGCAGCUCCAGGAAGGAGGGGGGACGGAGGAGAGGAGAAGACGCCCUUUUGCCCAAACGCCACGGACAGCCCCCCCAUCGUUCCCAUCACCCCCAUCGCCCUGGCAGAGCACCCGACCCACAGGCCCAGAGACCCCCCCGCGGGGGGCACGGAAGAGAGGGAGAGAGGGAGCGAGGCCGGGUGUGUGCCCAGGGCAGAGGUUCACAUACCCAGGGUGCACUUCUACGGGGAGGAGACCACACUGGGGGCGGGGCCGGGGGCAGGCUCAUUACUCCCGAGUGAGGGAGGAGGGGAGGGAGGGAAAGAGGUGGAGCGGACGGAGGGCUGGAGGGCAGGGCGACCUUUGACCCGCAUCGAGUCACUGCGCGAAAAGAUCAGGCAGAAAGAGAGGGAGCGGGAAAGAGAGAAAAAGAGGGAAGGGGGAGAAGUGGAAGAGAGCGGGACAGGAGAGGGAGAAGCAGAAAAAGAGGAAAGGGAGGGAGAGAGGAGGCUGCAGGCCGGAGAGGGAGAAGGAGAAGUGGAGGAAGGGGGGAUGGUGGAGGAGGAACGGGUAGAGCCGCCGCCGCUCCGCCACGUCACGCAGGAACAGGAAGUGGCCGUGCCGAAACCCGGGCCCCGACUUCCUGCCUCAGUAGAGAGAGCAGCGUUCUCGAGCGAAGCAGCAGCAGCAGCAGCAGCGGGAGAGAGAAGCUCCGCACCACCGCCGUCUCCGGGAGUCCAGGGACCGGCAGGAGAACAGGUACAGGGGGCAGCGGCUGACGGGAGCCCCCAGGACUCUGCGGAAGAAACGGAGGAAGAAAGUGAGGGCGACAGAGGAGAGAGGGACCGCCAGCCGCGCUACCUGCCUCCCUCUCUCUCCCCCUCCCCCGCGCGCUCUCUCUCUCCGCCCUCGCUCGUCCACAUGAGCCGCAUCUACAGCUUCGCUGCGGCCGGCUGCCGGGGCGCCGCUUCCUACGGCGGCCGGAGGGCGGAGCCUGUGGGACGGGGGGCGGAGCCAGAAGAGGAAGGGGUGGGGCCAGGAGCCGCAGGGCAGGGGGCGGUGCAGGCGGGGUCUGGGGGGGGCGUGGCUGCCGUGCAGAAACAGGUGGAGCUGCUGCACCUGAGGGAGCAGGAGGGGGGGAGAGCGCCACUCCAUCCCGGCCGAAAAGGCAGAGGAGAGGCGCAGCCCGCACCCCACGCGCACAGGACGUCCCAGAACCCCCCGCAGACGCAGCUGCACAGCCGGGGGACGCAGCCCAGGCAGCCCGCCCCACCCAGCCAGCCUCAACCCCCCCGGUCUUUCACCGUCACCCCCCGGCCCGAGCCCCCUUCACCCAAAAACCCCCCGCAGGCCGCCCCCACCGGCCCCUCGCCCCCCCUCUUUUCCCUCAGGACCUCUGGGGGCACCCAGGGCAAAAGGGGCAACACCAUCACUAUCACCCCCCGCAAGACCCCCGCUGGCCCGGGGGCAGCCAGGACGGGGCCCGCCCCCAGCCCCGCCCCCGCCCCCACGCCCAACGGGACGGCCGCAGCACCCGGGGACGGGGGCAGGAAGAGGUACCCCACGGCAGAGGAGAUCCAGGUGAUCGGGGGGUACGAGAGACUGGACAGGUCCUGCCUGGUGAAGCAGAGCCGGAGGCACAAGGGGGUGAAGGUGUGCUUUGACGAGACGCAGCUGGAGCGGUUUUGUGAGUACCCGUCAGAGAGCUCUAUGAUGGCCUGCUUCCCCUGCCCCGCCCAACCGAACCCGGAGCGGGAGAACCGGGCCAGAGAGGGGGAGGGAGACGAGGAAGACGAGGAGGAAGAGGGAAGCGUGUUCACAUCCGGGAGUGUCAGGAUAACAGGGCCAGAAGCGAGCCGAAUGCUGAGAGUGGAUGAAUCAUGCCGUCGAUGAGAGGGCAAUCACCUUGCAAAUUUCCUCAGAAGAAAUUAAUUUCUCCUAAAAAUAUGGGUCUUUCGUCUAAAUCUCACAUGUAUUGGCUAUACAGCGUCUGUGGGUGAAACUCACAGGCACUUUCAGUUGCUUUCUGAUUUCAACCAAUUACAGUGUUUAUAUCAUAAUAUGCAGGAUAUUUACUUCGAAAAUAUCAUAAAAUAACCAUGCUCAGUCAUAUCUGUGAUGCACUGCCAGUUUCUGUCUUCACACACUUUUGCCAAAUUUGCACACCUUUAACGGUAUUUGUUAUUCCACAAUGUGUUUGGGAUGUUUCUUUGGUGUGGCACUCUUUUCUGUGUGUGGAGGGGUGGGCGUGGCUACAGAGCCUGUGGGACCAGCGGAUUGUUUGUUGCUAGCUAGCUAGCCGCUCCAUAGGCCCAGAUACAGCGAAGCACAAAGACAAGCCGAAAGAACUACGGUUAACUUUGGAAUCGCUUUUCCUCGGUGGCGUCAGCUGAAGUUCACCACGGAGCUGAAAAGUGAUGCGGAGUUGGCUUGUUUUCUGUUGAACCUGUUAGUAACUGGCUACCCAUCUGGGGUCGCUAGACAUCUGUUUUUUGAUCCACAUGUCUGGUUUUCAAAUUAUUUGGACACGUCCGGUAUAAGUGCAAAAACAGUGUCUCUGCAAUGAGUACCUGCGCCCAUCUGUUUCCGGGUCAAAUGUCAUUUGGACACAUUGACUCCCUCCUGUGUACACUAUGUGUACUUCGGAACAUGGUUUUACGAAUGCAUACAUGCAGGUUACUGGUACAUUAGAUAACUUAGUAGCCUGUAUGUAGCUUUAUUAGCUAUAAAGGUAGCUAACAAUGCUCUGUAGCUAGACAGCUAGCAAGCUGCUAACCUGCGAGAUGAUAAAGCCACGUUAAAUUUGGUUCCAUUUAUAUCACUCUAUUGUAGCUAUUUGCACUUACCUGUAACUAAACACGUUUCCUUGCUAAAUAGCUUGAUAGCUAGCCAAGUAGUUAUUGAAAUGAUAGGCUAUUGAUAAUGUCCAGAAAGGGGUCGAUACGUCCACCCAGUUGACACCAGAGGCAAAAACAGACGGAUGCUGAUUUUGCAGAGAUGCUGUUUUAGCACUUACACCGGUUUAUCAUCCGAAUAACUGAUGGGAGAAAUUUACCAGUAAUUGUUAAUGAAUUUGUGUGUCAGUGACGUGGUUGGGUACUCUGGGGUGAGUGGGCGGGGUUGAAGACAGAAGAGGAGAUUUCUUUGAUUGUACACACAGGACCACAGCAAGGCUAAAAAUCCUGCAUAGUAUGCCUUUAAUACAGUUUGCUGAUUGGCUCAUGUGUCAGAAAUGGUAGCUCUUGAAAGCUCACUCACUUUCCAGGUUUGGGUAAAAAACUCAUAAAUAUCAUAAAAUUUAAAUCUGAGCUUCUGUCAGAGUCACAGUGGCUUUUAAAAGAGGUUAUUGAUUUAUUAUCUGUUUAAAUGUGGUCAUGUUUAUUUCCCCUGCUAGACCAUUCACACUUUUUUAUCAGUUCAUUAAAAUUCAUUUUCAUUUCAAUUAAUUUUUUAAAUAAACAGUGCUAACCACAUAAUUUUUUUAAAUGAACUAUGGUAAUGUCAUGAUUAUUUUAAAUAGACAAAAUUGUGUAGAGUUAAAAACAUGUUGUAUACUUCCACAUUAUCAUUAUAAUUGUAAAUAAUUUUAACUCGUGGUAGAGACAGCAAAGUGUUGUGUAGUUAUAUUUUUCACUGCACCUUGAGUCUGUUCUCUGCGCUCUGAGUCUGCUAAAUAUGGACAAUGAAAGAUCAUAUUUUUAACUGCACGUUCUUUUGAAUGAAAAGGGGAGAAUAGUAAUUUUCUACUUAGCCAAAGCAUGCAUGUGUGCACAUUUCUGUUUACAAAAAGAACAUAAUUUCACAAGGACUGUUGAGGUCUGUAAUUUAUAUGUUGAUAUCCUUAAAAGGGCUUGAAGUCAUAGCUUUAUUGAUUUUUAUUUUGGUGCAUUUUAACUUAUUUCUAUGUCAGAUUGAUUUCAUUGUAUUUCAACUCUUGGCAAAUGUUUCAGCUUUUUUGAAUUGGGGUGGGGGGCGGGCUGUUUUACUCUAUAUAAUACUUGUAUGUAUUUACUCUAUUAAUACUUUGUUCUGAUAUUUUUGUUCAAUUUGUUUUCUAAUAUGGUUGAAGAAGCUGGCUUCACAAUAUAAAAGUUAAUAAAUUAUUCUAGA